Ruditapes philippinarum (Manila clam) is the source of this 1230-nucleotide messenger RNA. RefSeq names its product putative nuclease HARBI1. The record is from RefSeq and is a predicted model, not a curated record. Bases 196 to 1230 code for a protein of 344 amino acids. Lineage: Eukaryota; Metazoa; Mollusca; Bivalvia; Venerida; Veneridae. The transcript is spliced from 5 exons.
CCCCGGUUUCACAAAAAUACUUAAGUAUGUUGUAUUGACUUAAACUCAAUUACGUACUCAUUUUACAACUUAAGUUGAGUAACAAUUUGAGUUGUGUUUCACGAAACUUUAAUCAACUCAUCAAAAUACUCAAGGCUUGAGUUGAGUCUGAUAAUUUGAGACAGCUAAGAAGCUACCUUAAAUUACUACUCAAAUAUGGCAGACUUUAUGAGACGCAUCGAGCGUAUUCGCAGACGCCGUCGUUUAAAUACUGUUGUCGAGAGAUUUAUACCCGACAGAAUUAAUCCUAUGGAAUUUCUGUCACGUACAGAAGUGAGGGAACGAUAUCGAUUCGAACCAGAGUCCAUACUCUUCAUGCUACAGCUCAUUUCCAAUUCUAUAGAGUUUGACACGUUCAGAUCGUCUCCCCUCCCACCCAUUAUUUCUCUUCUUAUGACGCUGAAUUUUUUCGCUAGCGGGGCGCAUUAUGUAAUUAUUGGAGACAGACAUGGCGUUUCUAAGUCUUCGGUAUCAAGGGCCAUCAAGAGAACCUCAACGGCCAUAUGUUCUCUAAGGGAGAGAUACAUCCAUUUCCCUUCUAACCACGACAUUCCAGCUGUACAACGGGAGUUCUACAACAUUGCAAAGUUUCCAAAAGUGAUUGGCGUAAUUGAUGGAACACAGAUUAGGAUAAAAGGACCCAGUGAGAAUGAAGCAGACUUUGUAAACAGAAAAGGUUACCAUUCUAUAAAUGUACAGAUGGUGUGUGAUGCAAGAUUCAGAGUAACUAAUGUUGUGGCAAAGUGGCCAGGGAGUGUGCAUGACAGCCGAAUUUUCAGGGAAUCAGAAUUGUGUAGAAAGUUUGAGAAUGGAGAAAUAGAUGGACUUCUGCUUGGAGACUCUGGGUACCCAUGCAAACAGUACUUAAUGACACCAUAUAUGAAUCCCCAAACUGCUGCUCAAGAAAGAUUCAAUUCAUCAUUAACAAAAACGAGGGUUACAGUAGAGCAGACAUUUGGAGUCAUGAAGAGGCGUUUCCCUUGUUUGAGUUACGGACUGAGGGUGAAAACCUGCCACACACCACAGGUUAUCGUUUCCUGUGUCAUUUUACAUAAUUUUGGGAUGGAGAGUGGCGACACAUUUGAAAGACUAGUUAGUUUGACUUUUGAGUCUCCAGAUAAUGUUGAUUUACAAAAUGACCAAGCUGGAGCCAGGUAUAGGGAUGUUUUUGCAUCUACAUACUUUGCCUGA